Dovyalis caffra is the source of this 573-nucleotide messenger RNA. Lineage: Eukaryota; Viridiplantae; Streptophyta; Magnoliopsida; Malpighiales; Salicaceae. The record is from the annotation of a GenBank genome assembly.
AUGGCAAGCCGCAUCGCCCAGAGGCCACUGGUCAUCCAGGUUGAAAACUUGGAUGUGAAUCGCAAAAGCAAGAAGGCUGGCUUUGAUGGGAGUGUUAAGAAUUCUAAAACAGCUACAAAGAAAGGUAGAAUUACGCUGGGAAGUCGCAAGGCACUCAAUGAUAUUACAAACAGAACUUCUGUGCUACAAGAAGAUUCGUUGCAGAAAAAAAGUACCAAAAAGCAAGGAAUAAAUGUGGCUGAGGAAAGGUUUUUGCACGACCACAGAAAAUGUAGUGAGGAAAAGCAAGCUGCUCCAAUUACUUUAUUCAUGGACAUGGUUCUUCCUGGUCAUGCUUCCAUAUCUACUGUUAAACAUCCCAAGAUUAAGCAAGUGAAGGUGAUUGUUCACGUUAACUUUUGUUUUAGAAGAUCUAGAAACGUUUUUACUUUUACAAAGAUCAAUAGAAGAUAUCAUUCAUUGUUGGGGAUGUCCCUUACAUAUUGUGUAGAGCUAAAUAUCAGUGAAUUGUUAGAAUAUCUCUUCUUUCUCUUAGAAUUGGUUCAAUUGGCCCUCUUGCAUGAUUUUGCAUAA